Messenger RNA from Synchiropus splendidus (mandarinfish), 1126 nucleotides. Its product is annotated as transcription elongation factor 1 homolog. Lineage: Eukaryota; Metazoa; Chordata; Actinopteri; Syngnathiformes; Callionymidae. Gene Ontology annotation, cellular component: transcription elongation factor complex. Gene Ontology annotation, biological process: transcription elongation by RNA polymerase II. Bases 71 to 322 code for a protein of 83 amino acids. The transcript is spliced from 4 exons. Gene Ontology annotation, molecular function: RNA polymerase II complex binding. The record is from RefSeq and is a predicted model, not a curated record.
ACUGAAGCCACUUCCGUAUUGCUUCAACGUGUUUUUCGACCACGGAAGAGUUUGAUCAAGUUCUGUGGAAAUGGGUCGCCGAAAGUCCAAAAGAAAGCCUCCGCCGAAGAAGAAGAUGACUGGGGACCUGGACUCCCAGUUUACGUGUCCUUUCUGUAACCACGAGAAGUCAUGCGACGUCAAAAUGGAAAGAAGUAGAAACACGGGUAUUAUCUCCUGCACGGUCUGUUUGGAGGAGUUUCAGACGCCUAUCACAUAUCUGUCAGAGCCUGUGGACGUCUACAGUGAUUGGAUAGAUGCCUGCGAGUCAGCCAAUCAGUAGCUUGCAUGUCUCUGACAGCAAUAGAAGCGGUGGUCACCCCAAAGUUGAAGUGAGACAUUAAUAGCCAGCUCAGGAGAGGACGGCUGCUGAAUGGUCGGGUCUCCUGAGAUGAGGAGUCGGAUGGACAACACAAUGUCUGAAGAAAAGCUGCUGCUGCCGCCCUUGUUUCCUAAAGUGUUCUCUAGACAUUAUUUCAACAUUAGCUGUAUUGCAUCAUUUGUAGUGACUUAUGAUUUAUGCAUAAGCGUGAAUGCUUUUGUGUGAAUUUUUUUUUUUUUAAUUUUAUUUUAUAGGUGUUGUUAAAUCGAAUAAUGUACAGUACACACAGGGUUGUAACUUUCUGAUGAGGUUGGUCUUUAUUCAGUGCAUCCUGAUGUGUGGUACCUAAUUUGACCUGUAAAAAAAAAAAACGAUGCCUCUGCAUUUUAAUUGGUGUUAGUUUCUUUUGUUGUGCGGUUGUUCCAACACAUGGUCCUGGUUUGGAUGAAUUGAUGAAGUUGAUUCUUGAAUUGGAAGCAGAAACGAUGAAUGUUUGAAUGCAAUAGCAACCUAUUAAUUUGACCUUUUCUUAAAAAAAAAUUAAAAAAACAGCCAGGAAUGCCUCAGUGUCUCUGUUUUUUCUGUUAGAUUUCUCUUCAAUACCGAUAUUAUUAAAAAAAAAUCUUAAACUUUAAUAUCAUUUGAGAAAUUGCUUGCUGGGAAGUGCUUAUCAUCAGUUUCCCUUUUGAUUCAGCUCCACUUACCAUAUGAAGAGAAGUUACAAGGCAAUCCAUUUCAUGAAAUUGUCAGGCUGUUAAUAUACUG